AUGGCGCUCGUAUUUUCGACGAGGUGCUCAACGGCAGCUCGACUUUGGACAUGUGCAACAGGAAAUAGAGCCCUACAAUAUGAACUUUCAAGGUCGAUAGGAGCCCAUCCAACAAAUAUGAGACGGAGAGCUAGAUACAAUAGUACAACAGCUACCUCUGCGGAACGAGCAUCGUCUAGAACAUGUGCAGAUAUCUCUGUCGCAUCUUCUCUUACCACAAUGUACAAAACUGCCAUGAGCGGAGUGGCAGCUCCGGCUAUGGUCAUCACUACCAACCACACCAAUGCUAAAACACAGCGUCCUGAACCGCGUGGGUUAACGGUAUCUUCAGUCACUUCUGUGUCAAUCAAGCCACUACCUACUAUAUCAUUUAAUAUCCAGGUUCCUUCUAGGACCUCGGAAGUACUCCACGAUUCCAACCAUUUUGCUGUAAAUAUCCUUCCUGCGUCUCCAGAAUCAGCUGAAAUUUGCCGCAUUUUUAGUGGGCGUCUUGGACCUGAAGUGAAUCCAUUCGAGAUUGAACGUCCCAUGCUUACUGUGGGUCAUGAUGGUAUACCUGUUGUAGCAUGUGCGAUAUCAGUUCUUUACUGCACAGCAGUCAAAGUUGUUACCGUACAAGACCAUGAGAUCUGGAUAGCACGGGUUAAUCAAGUCGAGUCCAACCAGCAUAACAGCUCUGGCGGCAAUCUUCUUUAUCAGAACCAUAAGUUUCAUACUUUAGGCUCUGAAAUCGAAGAGUAA
This is a messenger RNA of Sugiyamaella lignohabitans, 741 nucleotides long. RefSeq lists its product as uncharacterized. The coding region runs from base 1 to 741 and encodes 246 amino acids. NCBI's taxonomy places the organism in Eukaryota, Fungi, Ascomycota, Dipodascomycetes, Dipodascales, Trichomonascaceae. The record is from RefSeq and is a predicted model, not a curated record. Gene Ontology annotation, molecular function: FMN binding; riboflavin reductase (NADPH) activity. The transcript has a single exon.